Molecule: messenger RNA, 1662 nt
Organism: Trypanosoma conorhini
Lineage: Eukaryota; Euglenozoa; Kinetoplastea; Trypanosomatida; Trypanosomatidae
Product: putative leucine-rich repeat protein
Exons: 1
Coding region: 1-1662 (553 amino acids)
Molecular function (GO): protein binding
Source: RefSeq, a predicted model, not a curated record
AUGUCCAAGGGGUACACGGUGGUGUCUGUGAUGAGGCAGCCGCAGGAGACGGUGAUCAAUGAGAGCCUCAUCCGCGACUGCAUUUAUCUCCCGCCCACGUGCACCACGGAGGAGGAGCGCCUGCGGUUUGUGGGUGCCCGAGAGGAAACUCGGCGGCAGCAGCGGGUAAAGUUGGCAAUGGAGACGAUGGAGCUGCAUAGGGUGACGACGCUUCUCGCCUCCUACCGCCACAUUGGGAAGAUCGAGAAUCUUGUGGGGCUGGGCAACCUCACAAAGCUGGCGCUAGACAACAACAACAUCUCGGCGAUAUGCAACUUGGGGCACUUGAAAAAGCUGCAGUGGCUCGAUCUCAGCUUCAAUCAGAUCACAGAAAUCAGUGGAUUGGAGGAUCUUCUGGAGCUGGAAACCCUAUCUUUAUUUUCCAACAAGAUUACGGUGGUUGAAGGCUUAGAGGCGAAUAAGAAACUGAACUCGUUGAGUCUGGGAAACAACUGCAUAGAGGGGCUUGAAGAAACAGCUCGGUACCUGCAUCAAAUGAGAAGCCUUUGCAUCUUGACACUGAAAGGUAACCGUGUGGAGAAGCAGCCACACUACAAGGUCCGCCUUCUUGCGUUUGUUCCGACGCUCCGGUUUCUUGAUGGCCGGGUUAUUCGCCCGGAAGAGAUUGUUAGCGCACGCGAGGAACAGCGGGAGAACUUGGUGCCCAUUGACGAGGAUGAUGAGCGCGCUGCCGAGGCGGCCAAGGUGGAGCAGGAGUCGGAUAAGGCACGGAAUGACUACCAGCGGUUUAACUGCCCCGAUGAGAACAAGUUUUACGAUGAGCUCUUCCGCUUGGAGUCUGAUGGACGCGGCCUAGCGGAGUUGCUUCAAGUGGACAUCAUUGCCUCGCUUGCCAAAGACCCUCUGGAGAAGUACCAGACAGAGUUCACGGAUAAGGCCAAGGAACUUGCCGAGACGAUGAAGGCGAUCCGCGCAAAGCGGGAUGAUGACGAGCGUGCCUUUAAUGCAGCUUCGGUCCGUUACAAGCAGAGGAACGCGGAUGCAUGCAAGGCAGUGAUUAAGCAGUUUGAGAAGGAGGUCAAGGUCCACAUUCCACGUACAAAGUGGGGGCACGAGACGGAGGCCGACGCCCUUUCAACUGAAGUAGCCGCGCAGCUCGAAAAGCGUCUUCGCGAGGUGCGGCACCAACUCUUAGAGAAGGAGGCGGACCAAUAUGACGCAUUGGAGGCCCUCAACGCCGGAACUAUCGCAAAGUGGAAGGGAGAUGGCGUUGAUGUCGUGCUCCAAGCCGCGUUUGAAAAUUUUAUGAAGAUGGAGGCGGACUUUCAGGUUUCCCUCCGGCAGUUGUUUGACUCGCUUUUUGACAUGCGACAGAAGCAGGAUAAUUCGGCGGAGUCCUACCACCUCACGAAGCAGGAUGAGAGCGUCAUGACAAUCAUUGACAACAAGGAAGAGUACCAAAAGGUUUUAGGUGACUGGUUUGAGCUGCGACGAAAACGUUUGGAAGAGCUCGAGCAGGUGCACCUUAACAAUGAAGAGAAGCUUCUUAGGGAGCGCUCCACCCGCAUUUUGAGCGAGGAGCAGAGUCGUCAUCGGGCUCGUCUGAACGAAAUUCACGAGUUUGUAGAGCAGAUGAAGAGUUUGCUGGGAUGCGCGGGGUAA